AUGUCACGAGAGACAUUCGACAUACCGAACAUAGGUAGCAACAAGUUCUUAAAAGUCACACCUAAUUUAUUUACACCAGAACGAUUAAAUCUAUUUGAUGAUGUCGACCUUUAUCUUACGUUAAUAAAGGCAUCCAAGUGUGUUGAACAAGGAGAAAGACUGCACAAUAUAAGUUGGAGAAUCUUGAAUAAAGCUCUUUUGAAGGAACAUAAUAUCAAUCGACCCAAAAAGAGAGAUGGUGUGAAAAACAUUUACUAUGUCCUAAACCCAAACAACAAGCAGCAAAUAAAACCUAAACCGGUUGCUGUAAAACAGUCACCAUUAAAAAAUGCCAGUGUACCUCCCACAACAGUAAAGCAGAACGUUUUGGCUCGACCCAUGACAUCACCAGCCAUUGCACAGGGUGCCCACGAUAGAUACGUGGAUAACUCCAAUAUUACAAACAACGAUGUGAAAAAUGAUUUCAUUUCAAGCAGACAAUACUCAAAAUCUACCGCAUCGGGAUUAUUUUCAAGUUUCACAGACAAAUAUCAAAAAAUGAAGAACGUGAACCAUAUUCCCAAAAAAGAAGAGCCACAAACUAUUAUUACUGGAUUUGACACGAGCACUGUUAUCACCAAGAAACCAUUGCCACCAAGGCGGUCAAGAUCACCCUUCCAGCAUGUGAGAGAUAUGAGCAUGAACUCUAUAGAUAAUGAGACUUCCAAAAGCACCAGUCCAAAUUUUGAUAAUGCGGGAAGUAGAAAGUCCUCCCUUCCUCAGAAGGAGUCUCUGUUUGGAAGGCCAAGAUCCUAUAAAAACGAUCAAAAUGGGCAAUUAUCGCUUUCUAAGGCAUCUUCCAGAAAGGGGAAGAAUAAAAUCUUCUUCAGUAGUGAAGAUGAAGAUUCCGAUUGGGACAGUGUCUCAGAUGAUUCAGAAUUUUAUGCAGACGAAGAUGACGAGGAUUAUGACGACUAUAAUGAGGAAGAAGCGGACCAAUACUAUAGAAGACAAUGGGACAAACUUUUAUUCGCGAAAAACCAACAAAACCUUGACUCAAGAAAAUCAUCUGUUUCCUCGACUAACACCAUUAACUCGAACACAUCUCACGAUCCGGUACGAAGAAGUCUACUGAGUGGACUAUUCCUUAGUGAAGCAAAUAACGGUAGCGGCAGCAACAACCACAAUAAUGCGCAUAACGAAUUUAAUUCUAGAAACGCUUCACCGAUACCCCAGCUCUCUCAUAGUAAUACCGGCAGCCAGCCACAACAGAAUCUAGCGAAUGCUAAUGGCAUGAAACAACAAAAGCCCUCUUUGAAAACAAGCAAUGUGACGGCCCUUGCAUCGUUAUCUCCGCAACAGGGAACUAACAUUGGGCGGUUGCCGAUGGAAAUUCAAAAGGACUUUAAGAGUAAUAGUGGAUCCAAUCACCCGUAUGAAUCUAAUGCUCCCCUAACGGCGCAGACCAUCUUACCCACCGCCUUAUCUACACACAUGUUCUUGCCAAAUAAUAUUCACCAACAACGAAUGGCGAUGGCCACUGGAAUGAAUCAGCGGCAUCGCUUCCCGAGACGUGAGUCGAUGGAUAUUCCAUCCAAAAAUAGGAACACAGGAUUUUUAAAGACAAGAAUGGAAAUUUCUGAAGAGGAGAAGAUGGUACGUACCAUAUCAAGGUUCGGCAACACAAAUGCUGCAGACAAUAAUGAGAACGGUGAUGACGGUGCCGCGAAGCAGAGUAAACAAGAAACGCUGGAGGCUACCGAAGAUAGUACAGCACGAAUAUGA
Messenger RNA from Saccharomyces eubayanus, 1764 nucleotides. It is a transcript of the gene MKS1, whose product is annotated as Mks1p. Gene Ontology annotation, cellular component: cytoplasm. Lineage: Eukaryota; Fungi; Ascomycota; Saccharomycetes; Saccharomycetales; Saccharomycetaceae. Gene Ontology annotation, biological process: negative regulation of transcription by RNA polymerase II; regulation of nitrogen utilization; mitochondria-nucleus signaling pathway. The record is from RefSeq and is a predicted model, not a curated record. Bases 1 to 1764 code for a protein of 587 amino acids. The transcript has a single exon.